Anopheles coustani is the source of this 4501-nucleotide messenger RNA. Its product is annotated as non-lysosomal glucosylceramidase. The record is from RefSeq and is a predicted model, not a curated record. The transcript is spliced from 7 exons. Gene Ontology annotation, biological process: glucosylceramide catabolic process; carbohydrate metabolic process. Lineage: Eukaryota; Metazoa; Arthropoda; Insecta; Diptera; Culicidae. Gene Ontology annotation, molecular function: glucosylceramidase activity; beta-glucosidase activity. Bases 685 to 3411 code for a protein of 908 amino acids. Gene Ontology annotation, cellular component: membrane.
CCGUGCGUGGAACGAGACCAGUUUCUCACGGCGCUGCGAUUGUCGCGCGCGCUACAUUUUCCGUUCAGUCUUUCACCGAGUGCGUCCGCGUGUGGUAUCGUUUUUCCAGACCGUCUAGUCGAAAACAUAAAAAAACAAGGUAUCCCCGUUUCGCCCGGCCGUCGCAUUCCCUGCACGUUCGUUCCGUCUGCUGUCUCGGUGAGGGAAGAAAGGUAGGAAAAGAAGAGCACCACCAACCCCCUCCGACGCGAAAGGUGUUCAGCCUGUGUUGUGUGUGCGCGUGUGAAACGGUGCAGCCCCCGCGCGAGGUGAAGGUUAGAGAAAUUGUUGCAUUUCUAUGCUGACCAGAACAAACCGCGCACCCUUCUUCGGUUUGUCCCCCACACCGUCUGGGCGGUAGACCAUCGUAUCGCGUCCGUUUAGUGGCCGUUUGCGUGCUCGAUUGGAGUGAAGCUGAAAGUGGGCAAACAAAGAAGACGUUGCUCCAAAUUUCGCAAAGCCUACUGCCACUUCUUGGUGCGUGUUUUUUUGCGUGUCCACUAAAACGACCUGCUUUAGGUAAAGCAUUUGGUCAGGUGAACGAAGAGUAGGUGUUUGCCGUGUGGGUAUCGUGCGUGAUAACAUAUUCCGGCAUUAGCUGGUGUUUUGGUGUGUGACGUCGAAGAAAAGCUUUCCACGGCUAAGAUGGAUGGGGACAGCGUACAGUCGAUGGGCGACUUUAAACAACAAGUGGCCGCCGUGCCCCAGUACGGAUUAAAGCUCAAGUUCAACCAUGUUUUCACGGACACCCGCAACCAGAAUCUGCGCCCAUCGAUCCGUCAGCUGCUGCAGAUUGUCCCGUUGGCCAUGAGAUACAUCCCUUACUAUUGGAAGGUGUCCCGGGAGGGCCGCCAGGUGCUGAUGGACUACUGGUACAUGGAGAACGGCAAGCAGAUCUACGGAGCCCCACUCGGGGGCAUCGGGGCCGGCACGAUCGGGCGCGGGUUCGCCGGCGAAUUCUGCCGCUUCCAGCUCCGGCCCGGGCUGUACGAGUACAACACCGUGCACGCCAAUCAGUUCAUCGUGACCAUUAAGGACGAGGCUGGCGCCACCAUAUUCCACAGUCUGCUGUCGACCUACAGCUACCGAACCACUAACGAUCAUGCUCCCUCGAACCGUUCUACCAAAACGCGUCGUUGCAGCCGGCCCAAGAGUCCCCUCGGCAGCUGGGAGAGUGCGCUGGAUGCGUCGAAGUGCAGCUACACGGCGCUGUACCCGCGCGCCUGGUCCGAGUACGACCUGAGCGAGUACGGGGUGCGGCUGGUGCAGCGUCAGAUUUCGCCGAUCAUUCCGCACGACUACAAGGAGAGCUCGCUGCCGUGCGCCGUGUUCGUGUGGACGGUCGAGAACGUGUGCGACAAGGAUCGCCAGGUGACGCUGACGUUCACGUUCAAGAAUGGCACCGGCACGAAGAAGCAGGACGCCGAGGGGGCCAGCGAGACGAGCGCGUUCACGCAGGGCCAGGCUCGGGGCGUCUCGAUCCGGCAGACGAUCGCCGAUAUGCAGUGCACGUACUGUCUGAGCUGCCGCGGCUCGUCCGAGAUCAAUCUGACCCGGUGCGAGCGGUUCGAUCCGGCCGGCAACGGGGAGAAGCUGUGGAACGACCUGAAGGAGCACGGCUAUCUGACGGAGCAGUGCAACGAUGAGACGCUGAAGACGAAAGAUGUGGCCGUUGCGGUAAGCGGACAGAUCCUGCUGCAACCGGGCACUACGUCCGAGCUGGAGUUUGCGCUCGCUUGGGACAUGCCGAAGGUGCACUUCCAGAAGCGGGGCAAAGAGUACCAUCGCUACUACACGAAGUACUUUGGCAAGAGUGGCGAUGCUGGGCCGGUGAUAUCGGACUACGCGCUCAGCAACUACGCCAAGUGGGAGCGACUGAUCGACGAAUGGCAACGGCCUAUUCUGGAUGAUGCUGAUCUUCCCGAUUGGUACAAGAGUGCGAUCUUCAACGAGCUGUACUUCAUCGCGGACGGUGGUAGCGUGUGGUUUACGAUGGAAGAUGGGUCCGAUCUGCCGUACGAUGAUCCCCGGUUGGCGUACGGUCGUUACUCCUACCUGGAAGGUCACGAGUAUCGGAUGUACAGCACGUACGAUGUGCACUUUUAUGCUUCGCACGCACUCGCGAGCUUAUGGCCUAAUCUACAAGUGAGCAUUCAGUACGACUACAAGGACACUAUAGAGCGCGAAAUAACCGAGGGAAGAAAGCAUCUGUACGAUGGGAAGGUGAUUCCACGAAAGAUCAAAAACUCGGUCCCACACGAUCUCGGUGAUCCUGCGGAAGAACCAUUCGAUUUGAUCAAUGCCUACCCAAUCCACGAUGUGUCCGAAUGGCGUGAUCUGAACAUCAAGUUCAUCCUGCAGGUGUACCGGGACUAUUAUACGCUCAACCACUACGCCCAGCUGAACGCGGAGAACGCCAGCAAGUUCAGCUCGAUCGAGUUCAUCGACAAGGAGAGCAUGUACGACACGUACAUCCAGGAUAACCGCAACAAGCCAACCGAGGCUAUGAAAGCGGCCAACCGUAAGUCGGCCUCGAUGUACAUCAACGAGACGAACGGCAAGGUGUACCUGAUGGACGCCAUGACCUACCUGAAGGCGAUGUAUCCGUCGUGUAAGCUCGUCCUGGAGCGCUCGCUCGAGUGGGACAAGGACGGCGAUGGGUUGAUCGAGAAUAGUAAAUCGCCGGAUCAAACGUACGACACGUGGGUGAUGGAUGGGCCGAGUGCGUACUGUGGAGGGCUCUGGCUGGCCAGUCUCCACUGCAUGACGACGAUGGCAAGCCUGCUCGAUCAGGCCGACGAUAGUGCCCGCUACCAAACACUUCUAGAACGUGGCAAGGCAUCGUUCGAGGAGAAGCUUUGGAAUGGGUCGUACUACAAGUUCGAUGCGGCCAGCGGUUCGAAAAAUAGUAUCAUGUCGGAUCAACUAUGCGGCCACUGGUAUUUGCGAUCCUGCGGUUUCGAUUGCGAUGUGUUCCCGAAGGAAAACGUACGGCUUGCCAUGCGUACCAUCUACGAUAACAACGUGAUGCGGUUCUGUGGCGGCAACCUGGGUGCCGUUAACGGGUACGUGCCGAGCGGCCAACCGAACAAGGACGGUCGUCCCGAUUCGUCCACCAUCCAGGGGGAGGAAGUGUGGACCGGAGUGACGUACGCGCUCGCCUCAACCAUGAUCCACGAGGGCAUGUUCGAGGAAGCAUUCCAGACGGCCGGAGGCCUCUACCGGGCGCUUUCGGAGCGGAUCGGCAUGAACUUUGAAACACCGGAGGCGGUGUACGCUGAGCGGCAUUAUCGAGCGAUUGGGUACAUGCGCCCGCUAAGCAUCUGGUCAAUGCAGACGGCGUGGGAAAUGAAGAAACUGCGUCGCGAUUAAACAUUGCACCCACCGAGCUUCAGGUGUCUCAAUGAGGGAGGGAGAGUAAAAUCACAAAUUAAAGCUUCGCUGCGGUUCAUGGAAACGGUGGAGCUCACAACACAUGCUUAAGUUCAGAAGGGUAAAGUUAGGUUUUCCGUUUCGGUUUUGGAUAGAUUUGUCUUCUAUCGUCUGUAGGGUCUUGUGUGUCUCUUUGCGGGAACGAACUUAUGUACUCGUUGUACGACUUCGUUUCUGUAGCUGUGUUCAUUGUGCGUUUUAACCAAAAACUUUCAAUUAAACUUUGUAACUCUAGUCAUUAAGCAUUUGUGUUAGAUAAUGGCUUCAAAGAGGCAUGCUCUUGGAAAGUGUUAGAAAAAUGAUAUUCAGUUUAGUUAGUUUGGCUUACAGUAUUUUUAUUACUAUCAAACCUUUACCUAGGGCACAUGCUGCGCUUGAUCUUGUGGGAGGAUGAUGGCUAGACUUCCGAGCGCUUUGCAGCUUGCCAGCUUGUCCAAGCUCAUGCUGGACGACCGAAUAAAAGGGCCCAGUUUUAAUUUGUAGCAGUUCUACAGACAAACCCGAUCUGUAUGUGUCUAUCUAAGGUCCUAUGUGGCUCCCUGGUGUGAUCGAUCACGUAAAACCCAGACAAAAUGGUUUCCAACGAUGGCACGAUUUCCUCUGUCCUACCUGAAGUAACCAUGACCUGAGAUUCGGAUCGGACGAGAUCUGAAAGCGUGGACAUUAUGAACCAAACAAGAAAAUAUUUAGAAGCUCUUGAGAGCAGUGUUUGCUACUAUUUAAUAUUGAAAUUGACACACCUAAUCACCACACAGUAUGAAAGUUGAAACACAAACCUAAACUGUAGAUGAAACUGUUGCGGAAAGCUCUCCAUGUAUACAUAUAUAUUUUUGGUCUUACGCGCAAAAUUAUAAUCAAACUCUGUAAUACGUUAGCAAAGCUAGUGCAUGCGCAAGCGAAAAAGAAAAGAAAACGAUAUACUAAACACGGAGAUGUUUGAAAACCACUCCAAAGUUAUUCGAUGUAGCACAAGUACGUGUAUGUUGUACAAACUGAUGAUGCUGUCAAAGCGAACAAAAUAAAAAUGCCU